Messenger RNA from Phyllopteryx taeniolatus (common seadragon), 2009 nucleotides. It is a transcript of the gene brf2, whose product is annotated as BRF2 RNA polymerase III transcription initiation factor subunit. The transcript has 4 exons. Gene Ontology annotation, cellular component: nucleus; transcription preinitiation complex. The record is from RefSeq and is a predicted model, not a curated record. Bases 461 to 1762 code for a protein of 433 amino acids. NCBI's taxonomy places the organism in Eukaryota, Metazoa, Chordata, Actinopteri, Syngnathiformes, Syngnathidae. Gene Ontology annotation, molecular function: TBP-class protein binding; RNA polymerase II general transcription initiation factor activity. Gene Ontology annotation, biological process: transcription initiation at RNA polymerase II promoter; transcription preinitiation complex assembly.
UGUUCCCGUCAACGGCAAUGAAUGGACAUGGAAUUUACGUCGUAACCUGCAAAUUUCUCGACCAAUUUUCAUGAGGGUUACUAUUUUUAAACGCCAAAGCAUAUGCUUUCAAUACAAUACAUUCUAUUUUUUUUAUAUAUUUAUUUAUUUUUACAACGUUAAAAGCCAAUCGCAGUUCCCUCUUUGUAAUUGUUUAGUUUUAGCCAACCGUAUGCGGUACAAUGUACCGGCGUCUUUGGUAUUUUUAGUUUUCUUGCUGUCCACACAUAUGGCGUGAAUUGACGACUUUGACCUCCCUAGCUUAGCGUUGCCUUCAGCACCCAGCUCAAAAUGGUCGCGUCGUAUCUACCUAUACAUAUCUGUACUCACUUCAGCCUACUUCCGUCCGGGUUUCGCCGGUGUCUCUUGUGAAAAUUUCAAAGUCGUUUGUCACGGCGGAGGUGGUGGGACCUGACACAACAUGUCCGCGGCGGCUUUGAAAUGUCUUUGCUGCGGCUCUUCCAGCGUUGUAGAGGAGGACCAUUACACUCAACGUCAGAUGGUGUGUGUGGACUGUGGCGCUGUGGUGUCCGAAGGGGCUCUCACUCACGAUACUUUCGAGGGCACAGAUAUCAGCUACAGCCGCACAACAGCUGUGUCUAAAAAGCCAUGUUUAAACCAGAGGAAAGGCCAGCAGCAACUAACAGCCCUCUGCAGAGUCCUGCGGGUCAACAGUGAAAUCGAGAGGAUAGCGAGCGAGUAUUUCACGCAGGCUUAUGAGCACGAGAGCUUCCUCAAGGUGAGCCUGCAGAAGAAGGAGACUCUGGUUGGCUGCUGCGUGCUGGUGAGCUGCAGGCAGCUCAACUGGCCCGUCAGCAUGUGCACCAUCGCAUGCCUGCUGGAGGCCGACAUGGCGAUGGUGGGCGGCGUUUACCAUGAGAUGAUAAAAGUUCUCCAGCUCGAAGUGCCGCACAUCAGCGUUAGCGACGUGAUGGAGUCUCAUUGUAAAGAGUACAAAAUUAGCUCCCUCGACGUGCCCGAAGGCCUUGCCGAGGACCACAGGGACAUACAAGAACGAGCCUUGUCCCUGGUAGAGCUGGCCGCCGACUCCUGGAUCGUGACCGGACGCAGGCCUGUGCCCUUAAUGAUGGCGACGGUCUACUUGGCCUGGCAGUCUCUAAAACCCAACCUUGUUCGCCUCAAUAUGUCCCUGCCAAAAUUCUGUCGUAUCGCCAAGGUGAGACAGAACCAGACUGCCGCCAAGAGAGUGGGCGAGAUCAAGAGUGUGCUUUGCAAACUGGGUAAGGAGAUCCCUUGGGUGACGGAUCCUGUUACGUCGGGCAAUGUGGUCAGGUACGUGGAGGAUAUUGUCAAGAACAGAUACGCGUUACUACGGAGGGCUUUGAGGAGCCACGAGGAGGCCAUGCGGGAGGAAAGUCAACUCUGCUGUGAAGAGGCAAAUCCCUCUGAGCCCGAAGAUCAGACUUUACGCGCAACCAGUCGAAAUUCUGAGAAGUCUAAACAGCCAGGAGAGGGUAGAGAGUUCAAGGCUCAUCAAGAUCUAGAACCCAACUGGGGUAAGAGGAUGGUUUUCGCGCCACCGUGUGUGAUUCACGCUAAGCGACGGAGAGCGGCGGCAGAAAGACUCGAAGGCAUAACCGGUGACGAGGAGAUUUCGGACAGCGAAAUUGACUCCUACAUCCGUACCCCGCAGGAGGCCAGGGAAUUUGCUGUGGCUCAGAAGGCUUGGGUGUCACAGAGCGACCAGGCCGAAUGCGAAUAAUGAAAAAUGGAGCUACUGUACUUCUGCAAUUAUGCACUUGCAAUUAUAACUGUUCUAAAUCACACAAGAGAAGGUUCUAUUUUCUUUUGACAAUUUUCCUUAUCUGACUGCAAUUAUAUUGUUCAUUAAAAGUUUUUAUCGGAAGAUGCUGAGGAUUUGUGAUGUGCACAAAUACAUAUUAUAGUCACAUCACAAAACACCCCACAUUCAAUUCUAGACUCUGUGCUUUCCUCUUCCCUUUCUGCCG